This is a messenger RNA of Helobdella robusta, 3622 nucleotides long. RefSeq lists its product as hypothetical. Bases 1 to 2985 code for a protein of 994 amino acids. The record is from RefSeq and is a predicted model, not a curated record. Gene Ontology annotation, molecular function: calcium ion binding. Lineage: Eukaryota; Metazoa; Annelida; Clitellata; Rhynchobdellida; Glossiphoniidae. The transcript is spliced from 20 exons.
AUGGCGUUGAAGAUUUUGAUGGUUUUGGCCUUGUCUUCGUGCUGUAUCAUUGACAUAAAUGCUAGCGUUGUGAAUGUGUCGAUAAGAAAACCAGCAUAUAUGACCAACGAAGCAACUGGCCAUUCAGCUAAAUUGGGAGUCGAUAAUGAUAUAACCACAUCUACAGAAACACUUUCUUCACAAACUACUCCAAAGUGGUUUGUUGUUGAUUUGGUGAAUGCAUACCAAGUCAAGUACAUCAUACUAUACAAUGAACAUAGCUGUGGUAGUUGCGAUUCUGACAUGAAUUAUUUCAAUGUUGGGCUGACAAACAGUUUUAACCCUUCUGGUACAGCAGAAAUAAGAGGGACCUACGACCAGUGUGGCUGGUGGCCUGCUCCUGUAACAGCAGCUGACACCCAGAUGAGUGUCAUUUGUGAAGACGGUACAAAAUUUUCUAGAUUCAUUAUUAUACAACAAUCGCUUGAAGUAGAAAAUAACGGAGCAAGUAGCAGUUUGCAGCUUGGAGAGCUGAUGGUUUAUGCCAACGAUGUGUUUCCGCAAUACGAAAACGUGGCUUACAAAAAGAAAGCUUACUUGAGUACUGAGCAAGUUUCUGCGAGCAAUUGCGUCGAUGGCAACACAACGAGUUUUUGCUCUUUAGGCUCUGAAGUGUACGGGCCAUAUAUGAAUAUGUCGCAUGAAUAUGAUUGGUUUAUAGUUGAUCUAGCACGCCCGUAUCAAAUCGUUUAUGUCACUUUGCAUGCUAAGGCCACUGAUACGCUCAUGAACAAUUUUGUCGUUGGUCAAUUAAGCUCGGUCAAUCCGACAUAUCCAACUUACUUGAGAGGCCGUUAUUCUGUUUGCGGCUACGGACCACCAAGUUAUACGAUAGAUGCUCAGCCAAUGCGAGUUGAUUGCAAUGACAGGACGAGUUAUUUCAGAUACGUCAUCGUUCAGCAAGAAGCAAGUCAAGCAUACGACGGUGAAAACAACGCUGACAAGUAUGUCGGUUGUUUUAGAAACUUUCAAAUAAAACUGACAUACCAAGAGUCGUCGCUGGACACGUGCAUCUACAUUUGCAGGCAAAUGAACGUCCCAUAUGCCUCAGUUAAGGAUAGCCAAUGCUUCUGCGCCCCACUGAAUGUUGGAUAUUUGGGAUGCUUCAUCGAUGGCUCUCUUGAUCUCUCUGCUGAUUACGAGUCCAUUCCAUCGAGGACAAUUGAAACAUGCAUAACUUACUGCUUGAGUCGCAACUACGACUACGCUGGCUUACAGCGGGGUGAUACAUGCAAAUGUGGGAACUCAUACGGAGCUUAUGGAAAAGAUUCUGACAGUGCAUGUAAUACCAAUUGUGCUGGAAAUACAAACGAAGAAUGUGGUGAUUCACUGAAACAUUAUUUAGUGUGCAGCAAGCUUAGCACGUCAAAACACUGCACCGGAGUUUAUCACUGCAGCACUGGAAACAAUUUUACUCCGGACAUGACUUGUCAGUCUCACAGUUGCCAGCCAGGAUGGACUGGCGGAGCUUGCGAUAAGAGAGACUGCCAAACGAACAAUGGCGGAUGUGGAAUCCACCCAUGUUCUUCCUUUCAAAUUGGGACAACCACUUACACGGAAUGUGUUUGUAGGCUUGGAUACACCAAAUCAUUUUACAACGAUGAUUGCGUUUUAGGUGAAUUUUUCCAAAUGUAUGUUCAGUUUGUCCUGACAUGCAAUACGACGAAUUCUAUAUGCGUCGCUGGAUCAACUGAUUAUUCGUGCAAUUGCAAAUCCGGUUACCAGCAUCCUGCCGACAACAACACCUUCUGCUACGACAUUGACAAAUGCGCGGCAAGCACGAACCCCUGCAGAACACCAUCUGAAACGUGCGUCAACACUGAUGGCAGUAAGAAAUGUCCAUGCUCUCCUGGUUACAUGCUAUCUGCGGCUAGUGUUUGUGAAGAUAUCGAUGAAUGUUUUGAAAAUAAAAACAACUGCACAAAACCGCUGUCAACAUGUUUGAACACGUACGGUUCGUUCAUCUGCAUAUGUCCAUCCGGUUACGUGCAAGUUAACAAUGACUGUUCAGAUAACGUUUUGUACUUCACCUCUUCAAAAAUUUUUUUUAAGCGAUUAUCUAAAAACAAAUUUUUCUUAGACAUAGACGAAUGUUUGUACAACCCGAAUGCAUGCGACAAUGAAACGACAACAUGUGUGAACAGAGUGGGAACGUACAGUUGUAAAUGUUUGAGUGGAUUCUAUGCCAAGAACCCAUGGACCUGUGAAGACAUCGACGAAUGUGCACGCAACAAACACAACUGCACCAACUCAACUGAAACCUGCGUGAACACGUUCGGUUCAUUUGUUUGCCAAUAUAUAAACGAAUGCAAGGUGGAAACAAGCAGCGCAUGUAACAUUGCAACUUCAACCUGCUUUAACAUGAUUGACACAUACAACUGCACGUGUCUGGAUGGAUUUUUCAACAAAGAUCAAUGGACGUGUGAAGACAUUGACGAAUGUGCACUGAACCAGCACAACUGCUCGAGUCCCACUGAAACUUGUAUCAACACCGCUGGUUCCUUCGCUUGUCAGUGUUCAUCUGGCUUCCAGAGGUUCAACAACAUCUGCUCGGAUAUAAACGAAUGCUUGGACAAGACGAGUCCUUGUGAUCCUCAAACAUCAACCUGCGUCAACCAGAUUGGGUCGUACAACUGCUCGUGCUUCAGUGGCUUUCAGAACAAGGGCCAAUGGAUUUGUGAAGACAUAAACGAAUGCGUGAAAAACGCAAACGCAUGCAACACAGCCAUCUCGACGUGCGUGAACAACGUGGGGACGUUCAGUUGUGCCUGCUUCAGUGGUUACGUUAAUAAAGAUCAGUGGAAUUGUGAAGUUUCAGGAGAGAGAAACGUCUUGUUUGCGUUCAUUGGUGUUUUCGCAGCAGUCGUCCUGACGUUGAUGGGCGUGUUUGCUUACUGGGCUGCCUCCUAUCAGUUCAAACCGGCCAGGGCAAACUUCUCAGAGUAACAAGGCUGAAAGACUUUACAAUGUAACAAAACUUACAUUACAAUGUUCUUUUUGAUUGCUUAUAUUAAAAUAAAAAUAUUUUGAAUAUUUUUGGAACAAAAAAUCAAUAAAUUUGAAUAUUUUCAAUUUUUCAGUUUAAAAUUUUAAUUUUAUGUGGUCUAAAUCGUGCAAACAAUUUAACCAUUAAAAAAUAAGUACAAUUAUAUUUAACGUCAAAUUUUUAUAUAUUUUAAAAUAAAUUUCCAAAUUUGUUUAAAAUUGAGUACUUAUUUGCACCGGUGAUAUAUUUUUAAAUGAAAAUUCAAAUAUAAAAUUUUGUUUCAAGGUUGAUUUUGUAUACUGAAUAAAGUAACGCGUUGUUUACAGAAUCAUAAAUAAUGUACUACUACUUAUUUUGACUAGCAUCUUUAAUGUUUAUACCUAAUUUUACAACUUCAAAACAAUUUUUGUAUGCCUAGAAUGUUCUAAUAUUGGCUUGUUUACUACUACUUAGAAUUAUUAUAACUCACAUGUUAGUAUUAUUCUUACAUUUGAUUUUGGUAUUUUCUGUUAACAGGUAUUUUUAAAAGGGUGAAAACACUUUUCACCCUUUUAUUAAUUUCUGUUAGAUGAUGAAAUGAAAUAUUCAAAACGCAAA